Messenger RNA from Fusarium tjaetaba, 1869 nucleotides. Its product is annotated as zinc finger protein. Gene Ontology annotation, cellular component: chromatin. NCBI's taxonomy places the organism in Eukaryota, Fungi, Ascomycota, Sordariomycetes, Hypocreales, Nectriaceae. Gene Ontology annotation, molecular function: RNA polymerase II cis-regulatory region sequence-specific DNA binding; DNA-binding transcription factor activity, RNA polymerase II-specific. The record is from RefSeq and is a predicted model, not a curated record. Bases 1 to 1869 code for a protein of 622 amino acids. Gene Ontology annotation, biological process: regulation of transcription by RNA polymerase II. The transcript is spliced from 4 exons.
AUGCUGCGCAAGUCGACAGCAAUAGAUGAUUCCACGACAGAAGAGACACCAAGCCCGGUCCCUCCGAUUCUUUUCCAUAAUAGCACCAACAUUCAAGACGAGAGCAUGCUGGACCCGAGUCACUUGCCGUCGACCAACAUGUUCCCCGAGGCCCAGGAAAAUGUCUUUAACGAGAUAUCUUUAGACUUCUUUGACCCAUUUCUCGGUAACAUGUUUGAUCAAUUCGCUUUCCCCGCGCUAGACGAUCAAACGGAGAGUCCUGAGCCAUUCCAGUUGCAGGCAUCCCAAAAUGACCAAUACAGCACGACACAUGUGUCUGCCCAUAUAACAGGAACUGCGUUUGAGAAACAAAUGACAUGCCUUGGCUUGUCAAAGCACAGCCAGCAGUGCAUCCCGCAAAUCAUGAGCCCCCCAUCCACACAAAGCGAACCCAAAAUCCUAUUUACUAGCGAUAUGCGGGACAAUUGCCUCGCAGAUUUGCAGUCUCGCCUUUCACCAGAGCAAUUCGGGCGCUUCCAACUACCAGACACAGCCUCUCUGCAGAAAUGCAUCGACAGCUAUAUCAAAGCAUUUCACAUCCAUUUCCCCUUCCUGCAUCUAGCUACUCUUGACCUAGGAGCGGCUCCAAGCCCGCUGACUCUGGCUAUUUGCACGAUAGGCGCUCUUCACCGGCUCGAAAGAAGACUUGCGGCAUCUCUAUAUCUCACAGCCGAGCGUGCCCUCACAAACUCCGACACUGACAGUCGGCUGACUUGCCCAUCACUUCUGCAGGAUUGGGCGAGGCCCCGCAACUCACCCCCGGUAGCUAAUCCACCGCUUGCGCUGUCUCAAGCACGUGUAAUACUUGUAUUCUAUGCUGCUUUCAGCGGCAACCCCUCAGUAGCUCGGCAAGCUCUUAUUGGGUGCGGCUUAUCGUGUAGUACCUUGGUACUCGGCAACCUACUUUCGAUGACAUACGGGAUAUCACCAGGAUUUACAGCACUGGAAGAGCGUAAUAUCGAGAUGCCAGUGGAAGACGCGCUAUGGGAUGCCCCAACAGCUUCUUCCUGGGAGGCACUCGCGCAGGGCAGACUGUGCUCAUCACCUCUAGGUCUACAGGAGGCCACCGCCUCAUUCUUUAUGAACACAAGCCAACGACAAAAAGCCGAUAGCCGCUGGAUAUGGUCGCCCUUUGCAGCGUCUGUUGUAAUGCACAGCGUUGCUAUCUCGGUUUGGUACCUUAACCAAGGCCAGCAAGCCUGCUAUGGAGCAACAGGAAAUCCGCAAGAGGGUAACAGGCCUGGAGCUGCCCGAAUCGAGGCUGCUCUGUCAAGAUGCAGGGACUUUCUGACCGCCGCGCAUGCUGAGAAUGAGGGCAAUUGGAGUGAUACUGAUAACCCAUUGCUCUUUAACGCAUUUGCUGUCCUGCGUGUCGCCUAUGGACGAGCCUUCUUCGGCGUCCAAACUCUAGAUCGCUCUAUUCUGUUUCACGAGAGAAGCCAGGAUAUGCUACCUAUUAUAGAGCAAUAUUUCAACCAGGUCCAGGAAAGGGAUCAUUUCAUCACCAUGGCGGUUACUCGAGCUCUUGAGGGAUUUGCCAUCCCCAUCCGGACUGGAAUGUUACUCAUGCAAAAGACAGCCGCUUUCAAAUGGAGUGUUGAGCAUGCUCUAGCUGCUUGGGAUGCUGGUCUUCUGGUUACGAAAUGGGUGCACACGAUUGAACAGCUACAAAAGACAGGCGAAGCAGUCACCUCGGAAGAAGGACAGGUCCUGAACAAUAUCAGGCGACUUCUCAAAGAGAUUGAUAUGGACCGUUCUCAGGACUUUUUACUUUCUGCAGAACUUGCACGGAUAUGGGCAAGCCUUUUUGAUGAUACGUGUUGUGAGUAG